Cladophialophora psammophila CBS 110553 is the source of this 882-nucleotide messenger RNA. RefSeq lists its product as uncharacterized. Gene Ontology annotation, molecular function: DNA-binding transcription factor activity. The record is from RefSeq and is a predicted model, not a curated record. The transcript has 2 exons. Gene Ontology annotation, biological process: negative regulation of DNA-templated transcription. The coding region runs from base 1 to 882 and encodes 293 amino acids. NCBI's taxonomy places the organism in Eukaryota, Fungi, Ascomycota, Eurotiomycetes, Chaetothyriales, Herpotrichiellaceae.
AUGAGUAGUGCCGAGAUCGCGGCCCUCGAGGGCGAAGUGAAGGAAUACAAACUACAACUGGAGACGGUCCAGCUGAGUCUGCAAAAUGACCCCGAUAACAGCGAGUUGCAGAGCCUCAGACAAGAACUUGAAGAAGUCAUUUCCCUCACCGAAUCUGCCAUUGCAGAACUAAAGCCUCCAUCAGCACCAACUCCGCCUGCACAACCCGCCACGCCGCUCGUGAAGGAAAAAUGGUCCAAAGAGAACCACCCUGCAUAUCAAGCAGGUUAUCGGAAGCCCGAGGUCGAGUCGGAAGACACGAGCAGUCCUACGGCGUUUGCUGUCAACGACACGGUAUCGGCCAGGUGGAAAUCCGGCGAUGGGGGAUAUUAUACAGCGCGCAUUACAUCCAUCACAGGUUCAUCCAGUGACCCAGUCUAUAUCGUAACAUUCAAAAACUACGGCAAUACAGAAACGCUCAAAGCCAAGGACAUCAAGCCGCUGACCACUGAAGCCAGGAAGCGUAAGGCUGAUGGAAUGUCAGGAUCAUCCACCCCAGUUUCUCCGCCGUCGAAUCCGAAUGUCAUUUCGGCCGCAGCCAGCGUUGAUCUCGCUCUGGCACAGCAGGCUCGCCGUGAGCCAAGCAAAGUCAGCGACGGGCCCAUUCGACCCGCGAAGAUACCUCGCAAGGUCAAGGCCAACAAGGAGCUGGAAGCCGGCAAAUCCAAAUGGCAAGACUUUGCAGCCAAGAGCAAGGCCGGGAAAAUGACCAAGAAGGAAAGCAUGUUCCGCACGGGUGAAAGUGUCAAGGCUAGAGUGGGGUUUACCGGCAGUGGUCAUGAGAUGCGCAAAGAUCCUGCAAGAACGCGACACAUUUACCAAGAGGGCGGCCAGGAUGACUGA